AUGCUUUGUGUCGGCCUUGUUUGGGCCGAGGCCAAUACUCGUGAUCCAAAUGGCGCCAACAAGAAGGCCGAUGCAGCGAAAGUUGCGAAUUGGCUUUGUGUCGCCCUGAAGAGGCGGCUUCAGGCUUUAGCCACAGAAGGCAUCACAGUCGUUCCAAAUUGGGAGCCAUUGUCGACUUACGCAGAAAAUCGCGUCAUGCCCAGUUUGAAUUCUGCUGAUUUCACAUGCACAUUUCCAAGUGCAUCGAAUGAACUUCCUCUCAGAGCCGCCUUCCUGGAUGCGAUGGAGGAGAAGCUCACCAUUCCAGAAGUGCGGGGUGAAUGGAUGAAGAUGGUUCAGCAGCAAAAUGCUGCUUUCAACAAGGAAGGCAAUCCAUACCGAGCUGAGGGUGAAUCAUCAGGGGCAGCAGCAGCAGCGGCUACAAGCACCAACAAGCGCAAGCUUGAGCCUGCAGAACAGCCACCCACAGGAAACAAGCUGCUUAAGUUGGAUCAUCACAACCAGGGCCAGGCAAUCUUUGAUACCAAUGGUGGAUUGUGGUUUGAAGCAAAAGCUGAUGCUGAUGCUGAGCUCAAUCAAGGUGGCCCUCCCAUUGCACUGAUUUACGGGAACUUCAAGAUCCAGGAGGAAGCAGACAAGCUGCUGGAAAGCAAGAAAGAUGAAGUCAUGCCAAUGGCUUUUGAGAGUGACCAGGACAUUUGCAGCUUCCGGAUGGCAUCAGAUGCUCAAGGCACCUUGUGCACUCUUCGUGACUUCCUGCUGAAGGUCGAGGGUGGAGGGCAGGAUUUGGCCACAUUGGAUGUGGCUUGCCAUGAUUUGGUGGCAAAGGUGAACAAGGACAGUGCUGGUGACGUGCAGAGCCGGACAUUUGAGUUGACCAAGAAGUCCAACUGUGUCUUUCAACCUGUGGCCACACCACGGAAGGUGCAGUCAUCGAAACCCCCGACAUGGGAAGAUGCAGGAAGCCUCAUUGCCGUGGGGAAGACAAUGACACAGCUGGCAGCCGGUGAGAUUCGUGUGGUGCCACAUUGGAUGGUCUCAAACAGCAACCAGGGAUUUGCACUUAAUCCAGAGAAGCCCGGCAUCUAUGUGGCGACGGAUGUGGUGAUCCCCGCGGGCAAGAUCGCAAAGCUCCUUUGA
Molecule: messenger RNA, 1140 nt
Organism: Cladocopium goreaui
Lineage: Eukaryota; Dinophyceae; Suessiales; Symbiodiniaceae
Source: the annotation of a GenBank genome assembly